CGUCAAGGUGAAUUCACAUCUGUGUUACGUGUUGGAGGUUAGUUGAUAGUCCCGGGAAGGAACCGGUGCAUCUCGUUCAGUUUAUUUCUUAUUCCGGUGGAAUAACAGGAUUUUUAUAUCUCACAGUUUUAAGUGACAAUGAAGGGCCUGGGGGGAAGUUCAGUUCACUUAUCCGUCGUCGCUGGGAUUUUCGCGACUACGGGAAGUUUGUUUGGAAAACUGGCUGGGAGUGUGGAGAUGGAAUCGAUGGGACUAGCACUUCUCAAGAUUACUUUAUUCGGAGUCAUGAUUCUCUUCAACACAGCUGGUUGCACCUUUUUUGUAAGGAGUCUUCAAGGCUGCGGAUCAUCCUUGCCUUCCACGGUGGUCAGCGCUGCUACUAACUAUUUCUGCUCGGCACUGGUGGGCUUUCUCGUAUUUGGUGAGACAACGUCGAUGCUGUGGUGGUGUGGUACGUCCUUGGUACUUCUUGGAUUAAUUCUCAUCUGCUACUCUUCACCUGAUAAAGGGAUUAAGAGUGAUGAUAAGGAUAAAAUAGAAUAAUUUUUAUGGAUUUUUUAUGUCCUCGAAAUCUAUAUAAGUUUUUUUAUCUUGAGGAAAAUUUUCGUGGAAGAAUUCAUUUUGAAAGAAGUGAUGGUACUACAUCCAUUCAUUGAACCUUGUCAAUUAUUAAUGCUAUUGAUAUAUUUACUUUUACUCUGAUGACCAAAAAUGUUAAAUAAAAUUUGACAAGUAGCAGUGAGACGUAAGCUUCGAAUUGAUAGAAUUCGAAAUUAAUAAAGGACUGAAUUGCGUACA
Diachasmimorpha longicaudata is the source of this 798-nucleotide messenger RNA. RefSeq lists its product as uncharacterized. Bases 139 to 543 code for a protein of 134 amino acids. The transcript is spliced from 3 exons. The record is from RefSeq and is a predicted model, not a curated record. Lineage: Eukaryota; Metazoa; Arthropoda; Insecta; Hymenoptera; Braconidae.